AUGGCUACGGCGUCCGUUUCUGUCUCGUCAGGGGCUCCAAAGGUCGCGCAAGUCGACCUAUAUAAGCGCCUCCGCUCCAGCUUGGGAUCAAAUCACGACCAACACGCACUGGAUCUUGACCACUCACGGAUCAUAGCCAAGUUAAGCGGGAAGGAGGGAAGGGAGGAAGCCAUGUCCGCCGCGGAGGGAGCCGUCGUGUUCAGCGAGGAGAAGGAGGCGCUGGUGCUCAAGUCAUGGGCCAUCAUGAAGAAGGAUUCCGCCAACCUCGGGCUCCGCUUCUUCCUCAAGAUCUUUGAGAUCGCGCCGUCGGCGAGGCAGAUGUUCCCGUUCCUGCGCGACUCCGACGUGCCGCUGGAGACCAACCCCAAGCUCAAGACCCACGCCGUGUCCGUCUUCGUCAUGACGUGCGAGGCGGCUGCGCAGCUGCGGAAAGCCGGGAAGAUCACGGUGAGGGAGACCACCCUGAAGAGGCUGGGCGGCACGCACUUGAAAUACGGCGUGGCAGAUGGCCACUUUGAGGUAUGUUCACUUGCACCGUCAGCCUCGUGA
Messenger RNA from Triticum turgidum subsp. durum (durum wheat), 549 nucleotides. The record is from the annotation of a GenBank genome assembly. Lineage: Eukaryota; Viridiplantae; Streptophyta; Magnoliopsida; Poales; Poaceae.